Molecule: messenger RNA, 1029 nt
Organism: Diuraphis noxia (Russian wheat aphid)
Lineage: Eukaryota; Metazoa; Arthropoda; Insecta; Hemiptera; Aphididae
Product: mitochondrial import inner membrane translocase subunit Tim29
Biological process (GO): protein insertion into mitochondrial inner membrane
Cellular component (GO): TIM22 mitochondrial import inner membrane insertion complex
Source: RefSeq, a predicted model, not a curated record
AAAUAGUAAAUAGUAGUAAACUAGUAAGUUCUUAAUUCUUAUUCAUCGACGAGUAUUUUAUAUCUUUUGCUAGUGCUGCCCAUCAUGACGAAAAUGGAUUUGUAAUUUAUAAACAGUGUAAUAUAUAUUAUUUUUCUAUGAGUGUAAUAUAAAUCUUUUUUGUCAUGGUAUGCCGUUUACAUUAUCAUAGGAUAUAGUUUUUCGUUCCUGGUAGUGGCCAGAGGGUGGUGUAACUGGACUGGAGUUCAGUGUGUUUACUGUCGUAUGUCAAGUUUCGACAAACUGAAUAGUCCUUUAGCGUUCACUAUUCAUUUCCGGAAUUCGCAGUCAUGAUCUGCGUUCGCCAAUCGAACAAGUUAUACAGCACAGUCGUAGGUAGCAACAGCCUAAAGCAAACUCCUAGGCGAUUUUCGUUCCCGGAACGUUUUCGUGGUACGAUUGUCGAACGAUGGAAGCUGUAUUGGGAAAGCGUAGCGAAGGAUUAUUUUGAGUCAACAGUGGGUAUUGGAACGUAUGCGAGAGCAAAUCCUUUAAAAAGCUCGUUGGCAGUAGUAACUGCUAGUUGUGUGUAUUACUGUGCAUCAAACAACCCAAGUGAACGUAAUUACAGAUCUGAAAUCCUAGAUUGUGCAAAUACUUUGUUGUACAUAUCACCAGUUGUGCGCAACCCAUCUACUGUUGAACAUUUAGAAUAUAUAGAAAAAUGUUAUAAUGCAGGAGUCGUGAAAAGACUGAAUUUGCUUUUGUUUUCAGCUAUCUGGAUUGACGAAUUUAAUGACGACAUACAGGCGUACAAAGCAAACUGUAAAUACUUAAAGCCUUCAAUAUUUUCAGUAUAUCAACGUGUAAUUGAUAUAGGCUUUUUAAAUGUUUGGUGGAACCUAAAAAAAAUAAUGGUUGAUUAUGAUGUGAACCCUGAAGAAUGGAAAGAUUACAAAGAACCAGAGUAAUCCUACCUAAUAUGCUUGUUACACAAUUUGUUUAUUUAGUUAUUUUGUUGGUGAUACAAUAAAUUAAUAUUUUUUUAGA